Messenger RNA from Amaranthus tricolor (Joseph's coat), 971 nucleotides. RefSeq lists its product as uncharacterized. NCBI's taxonomy places the organism in Eukaryota, Viridiplantae, Streptophyta, Magnoliopsida, Caryophyllales, Amaranthaceae. The transcript has 2 exons. The record is from RefSeq and is a predicted model, not a curated record. Bases 204 to 659 code for a protein of 151 amino acids.
AUUAGAUUAAUUAAAACACUCAUGAGUUAGUCAUAAACCCUAGCUUUUAUUCGCUCUAAUUUUCUCCGGAUUGUGCUUCUAACACCACCUGCAUAAAUUUGAAACCAGCGUUCCCGACACUACGCAAUCCGUCUAUUUUGCUAAUUGGAUGAAUUGAAUCAGAUCGAUCUUAAUUUUAUCGUGAAAAUUUAGGCGAGAGAAAAAUGUGGAGUAGAUUAUGGAGCAACAACAAUGGAGUGUUAGGAAAAAUUGGGGGAGAAGGAGGUGCAAUGAUGAUGAAUUGGGUGAGAUAUAUGUCCAGAAAACGAGCUGAGAAUUUACGGAAAAUAAGCCCUAAAGUUCCGUAUUCUCACGCUACCAUCAUUGCUCAAGAUCUAUUCAAUCUUAUUCAAAAUCGCGGUCCUCAAACCAUUGGUACUGCUUGGACUAACGUUCAGGAGGCAGGCAUCAGUGGAUUAAACAGCAAAACACACCUUAAGAUAAUGCUGAAAUGGAUGAGAGGUAAGAGGAUGCUGACGCAGGUCUGCCAGCAGGUUGGUUCAAACAAGAAGUUUCUACUGUGCACACCUAAAGAUUCUCAAGCUGUGAAAGCAACCGGGGCUGCUAGAGUGAAGUUGCGAACCGAGAAAUCGACAAAAUUAAAGAAAAAUCAGAAAUGAUGUGCUCUACCUCAACCUCUCAUGUGCUCUCUCAAAGCCUAUGAAUUAGGAUUUUCUUGAUCGUUCACAUUUUGAUUGUUCUCCUAUCUUUGGUCUUCACAUCAAGACGAUUUCCGAUCUUUGAGUUGAAACUCAUCGAAAACUACUUUGUUUCUAUAGCUAGAAUGUCUACUAGUGUUAUCAUCUAUAUGUUCUUGCCCAUACUUUUGAAACAAAGGGAGUACAUUUGAAGUUAUUUAGGCGCUAGUUUUGCCGGUAAAGCAAAUUCCCAUUACAUCAUAUUUGGUUCGAAGAAAAAUAUUUUGAAUCGAA